AUGUCUGUGUUUGACUUUAAUGGAGGCCUCGGUGAAGCCGCCGCCUGGUUAUGUCUUCGACAAGAUAUUUACAUCUCAUUGACGAAGCAAAGGCCGCUACGAUCAGACUUGGACACGUAUCUACAGUCAGACGUGUUCAAACGCAUGGACGACGCGGCUUACUCCAACAAGAUGGUCUUUCUGCUAGCAAAAGCACUUGCUUGCGCCUUUUCAUCAGACAAGCCUUGCUCGGCGGAUAGCCUGGAAGAGAUUCGCCGGGAGGUGGAUAGCUGGUUCGAAUUGAAGUCACCAGCGUUCAACCCCAUCCACGAAGCAAAGAGGAACAGAGAGGAAGGGCGGCUGCUGCCAGAAAUAUGGGUUCUUUCACCCUUCCACGCUGUCGGGUUGCAAUAUUACCAUAUUGCAAAUAUCAUCCUCGCCAUGUCUACGCCGAUUGUAGCAUCUUCCGUGCUUGAGCAUAUUCGGCAAGGAAAACGGGUUGAGCAAAUCGUACGAAACCACCUGCUUCAGGUAAUAGCGUUGGCCAACUCCCACGCAAGAGCAGAAAACGCCCUCUUUACGGCACGACACUCGCUUUCAGUUUGGGGCGGCGUCUUUGCCGAAAAAGACGAUCAAGAUAUGGUGCUCAGCUUUCUGGACCACGUACAACAAAGGACAGGUUGGAACACAUCCCCAUUACGUUCAUCACUGCAAGAACAAUGGAUACAAGAUACUAGAGAAUAAAAUGUUUUCUCAUUC
Messenger RNA from Fusarium vanettenii 77-13-4, 738 nucleotides. RefSeq lists its product as uncharacterized. Lineage: Eukaryota; Fungi; Ascomycota; Sordariomycetes; Hypocreales; Nectriaceae. The record is from RefSeq and is a predicted model, not a curated record. The transcript has 4 exons. Bases 1 to 723 code for a protein of 240 amino acids.